Molecule: messenger RNA, 1906 nt
Organism: Leucoraja erinaceus (little skate)
Lineage: Eukaryota; Metazoa; Chordata; Chondrichthyes; Rajiformes; Rajidae
Gene: tmem41b
Product: transmembrane protein 41B
Exons: 7
Coding region: 116-991 (291 amino acids)
Cellular component (GO): endoplasmic reticulum membrane
Source: RefSeq, a predicted model, not a curated record
UCGCGGGAGGUGAGAGCAAAGAUCCUAUUGGGUGAGAGGGCAACAGCGCCGGGUAGCCGCCGGUUCCUGCUCAUUUUUCACCGCUUCCCUGGUUCGGCCUUAACUCGGGAUAAACAUGGCGAGAAGGAGAGCCGAUGAGGUGGGACAGCAAUCAGGCUCGGUCCUGAACGAUGUCAGCCCACGUACAGCGGAGCCUGUGGACGACGAGAGCGGCCGAAGCGGUGGCGAGGACGUUAAAGAGCAAACACCAGAAGGGGGUUCAACCCGAAUGUCUCUCUUCAUUCUUUUUUCUACAUUCCUCUCAGCUGCUUUUAUUAUGUACUUAGUGUACAGGAAUUUCCCAGAGCUUGAAGAAGAGGAGCGAAAAACCAUUGUAAUUCCUAAGGACAUGGAUGAUGCCAAGGCAUUGGGGAAAGUUCUUUCCAAAUACAAGGACGCUUACUAUGUACAAGUGUUAGUUGCAUUCUUCACAACAUAUAUUUUUUUACAAACCUUUGCCAUACCAGGUUCCAUAUUUCUUAGCAUCCUUUCUGGAUUUCUGUAUCCUUUCCCAUUGGCACUUUUCCUCGUCUGCCUGUGUUCCGGUCUUGGGGCUUCAUUCUGCUACAUGCUCUCAUAUUUAGUUGGUCGACCAAUUGUUUAUAAAUAUCUAACGGAGAAAGCAACAAAAUGGUCACAACAGGUCGACAAGCACAGGGAUCAUCUUAUUAAUUAUAUAAUAUUUUUAAGAAUUACUCCUUUCCUGCCGAACUGGUUCAUUAACAUCACGAGUCCUGUAAUAAAUGUACCCCUGGGUGUCUUUUUCAUUGGCACAUUCUUAGGUGUAGCACCCCCAUCAUUUGUGGCUAUCAAAGCUGGCACAACUCUUUACCAACUUACAACAGCAGGAGAAGCUGUCUCUUGGAAUUCAGUCUUUGUCCUCAUGUUCUUGGCAGUUGUCUCCCUCCUUCCAGUGUUUUUCCAGAAAAAACUGAAGCAAACGUUCUCUUAGCUGUGUUGCAAUCUUACAACUCAUAACUUGGAUCAGAAUUUAUCUUUAAGUGGAUGUCCACUAAGUGGGUUGUAGUAAAGAGUAUAUUUGAAAUUUGGAAUUUGAUAGAUCAGUCUUUUUUUUUUAUGAAAAUGCACAUUUUAAAAAUAUGAUAAAUUCAUUAUUUAUUCAUAAAACCAUCACCUUUCCUUGCUUUUACAUCUUUGGCAUUGUCUGAGAUAAUAUAGUGAAGGUAGCUUGCUUUUAUUAUUAACAUGGCUACAUUAUACAAUAAAAUUCUAAACUGAGUGAAGCACUUGCUAAUAUUGCAGGUCUAUCCCAAAUUCCCUUGUCCUUAGCCACAAACUAAAAGCAAAAUACAAUGGAGCAGAAUUUUGGAAGUGUAGAAUGAAAAGUGGAACAAAUGCUGCGUUCACGUUUACCAUUACAUUCGGGGAAGAAUCUCUAACUUUUUUUUCCUGUUUUGUGGUUCAAUAUUGUGGAAACAUUUAUGCAGGGUUUUUAAAAGGUUCUUUUUAAAAAGUGGCAUACACCUUCAACAGUAUUAAGAACUGCAAUAAAUUCUCAUUCUUAAUGUAUUAUUAUUUGUAUUAUACAUGUUUUUGGUCCUAAAACAAUAUCACAUAGAAUUUCCUGGUGCAAAUCUUUAUUGGAAAGGAUGAAGUCAAGAUUAUUUAUUGUUAUUUCUGCAUUCAGCCCCAAUGUACUAUCUUUUUUCUCCCAGGUAUGGCUAUACACUGUAAAUGUUCACAUAUUGUAUGAUCCUACAGAAUAAGUAAAAGUGCACUGUAUACAACUGUACAUUUCUUUAAAAUGUAUUAUAAUUUGUCUUCUGUACUGAUAAUUAAAAAAAAUGCCCACUAGGUGGCACGUGACUCCAAAAAUCCAAUGUUAUAAAGAUUAUAAUGAGGUGAA